Molecule: messenger RNA, 4032 nt
Organism: Nymphalis io (European peacock)
Lineage: Eukaryota; Metazoa; Arthropoda; Insecta; Lepidoptera; Nymphalidae
Exons: 5
Coding region: 443-1108 (221 amino acids)
Source: RefSeq, a predicted model, not a curated record
GGCAUGCGCCACGAAAGUUCGUGUCGGUUGUAUAUAUUGUAAACGCAAGGUGUUUUCUGGAUAAGUGAAAUUACUUUUGCAAAUCGUUUAUUACGAGCUAAACAUUGAAUUUUAAAUUAAAAAAUAUAUUAUUUUGACUUAAAUAUAUUUAGUGGUGCUUUGACAUUCAAGUUAAGUUGUGUUCCUGUGAUUAAAAAUUAAAAAGUUUUAUAUCCUGUUCGAAGUUUGAAACAAGGCCGUGAAUCAUUAGCGCUUAAUUUAACAGAUUUUCUUUUUCACCAUGGGAAUGAAAACACUAUUAUGAAAAGCAACAAUGUUAAUCGCUGUCUCGUAAAUACGAUAACGAGAAAACGAGACAAAAACUGCGUUUGAAGAAAUGUGACAUAACGCCAUCUAGGGGUAACCGCUUGUAUUAGAAAGAAAGUGGCUCGAAACGAUAACGAUGAAGCUAAAUUUAUUUAAGCGGUCGAUGAUUUUCGCGACUUUCUUCGGGUCGUGCCUGUGUAUAGCGCUGAUUGUGGCGUCUUUGGGGACGAUACAUUGGGUGGACGCGAGAGCUAGAAGAUUGUCGAAUCCAACGGAAUCCGAGGGAAGAAUCAGUUUUGGACUGUUUGAAGGUCACAAGGCAUUGAAUUUCGGCUAUGGCUGGAGGAAUCAUGAUUUUAGCUUAAAAGCUGGUAAUCAUCCAGCUCGACGUUGGGCGUGGUGCGGGACCGCGGCACAGUUGGCGGUAGCAUUGGCUGCCUCCGCUGGAGCCUGUAUCUUGGCUGCAUUGGGAUCCGCAGCAAGGAGUCGUUGCUCGCCACGACCUUUGCUUUUAUGUAAUAGUGCUAUUGUUCUUUUCACGUUGGGCGCAAUAGCAGUAUGGUUAACGGAGUUCUUCCUCAGAUUGCAGCACAAUGUCAUGUCAGAUGAAGAUCUAGCGAACACGUGGACGUCGGACAUGACAGCUGACUUGGGACUCUCUUUUUGGCUCAUAGUAGCGGCGACAAUAACAGCAUUUAUAAAUAAUGUAUGUAUCCUCAUAGCUGCUUCAGAUGGACGAGACGUAGAUACCAUCGCGCCAGCCUUAGAAGAGAAGGUGAAUGGGGCGAUCAUGUUGUAUUAAUAGAGUAAGUGGAUGAAGUGGAAACCUAAGUGGAUAAAGGUGUUGUGUCGCGUUUCUAAACUAUGAAUUUGUGGCAAUAAAUGACAAUUUCAAGUCUGAAGCUGAAGCUGCCAUGAUGUGUAUAGUACACGCUUCAGCUUACAUAUUUAAGCUUUAAGAGCUAUAAUCGUAUAAAAGAAUGUCAUUUUUUAAUCAUAUUUUUUUUAAUGACACCGUCCACUUACGUCAUCAAACGUUAACUAGUGAUGUAGUUUAACUAUCGACAAAUCGAUUGUUGAAAAUGAGAAUCGUUUGAACACAAAUAAUUAAAAAUAGUGUACAUUUUUAACUCGAUAAGUAUGAAUUAUUGUAAUCUAUGCAGUAUUUUGGACCUGGAAGUAUAAACUAAACACUAGAUGUUUUUAUAGUUCGUAAUACGAAUAAACGGGAAUAAUUCAAUGGAAAAAUACGACGGUUAAUUAAAAAGUGAGUUAGUUCUGAACGUACUUAUGAGUAAUUUACAAAAUAUAAUGCAUUUAACUGCACUCGAUGUUAGUUCGGAAUGUAUUGUAAGCAAUCUCUAAACUAAAUUAUGGUUGAAUUAAAAAUAUUCUUAUCUUCAAAUAACCUUGGACUGAAAAAAAACCGCCAAUUUUCUUUUCGCGCCUUUUUACUGUCGAACGUCAGCGCUGUGAAAAAUGACUUUUAAGAUAAUAUAACAACUCAUACAAAUAGCUUAAUCACAAAGUGAUUUAUCUAAAUAUAAUGAUGUAUAAGAAAUAUUUAACAAUCUGCAAUUUUCUGCAGCACAACUGACAUUGUCGAUCUCCUUAUCAGUCUUCGCUUAUUUUGUUACGCCAUUAUUAGUGACGUUUGCGUACUGCGCGUUAACCAAUCAAAAUUAAUUAAUACUUUGUUUAAUAAUUGUUAUUUAGACAUACAUAACUUCUUAAUUUUUUCCGUUUACCAUGUCGAGUUAUGCAAUUAAAGUUUGGGAAGAUCAAAACCCUUAAAAAUAUCUAGAAGCUUCGAAAUUUUUCUAAAUAUUUUUUUUGGUUAGUUGUAUUUACAAAUUUUAACAAACCAAUAACAACCGACCGAGUCCGACCAAGUAAUGUACGCGCGAAACUAAAGGUUGGCAAGUCAUGUCAUAUUAGUACAUUUUGUUGUUAAUAUUGUUCAGUAAGAGUUAUGUUGAAAAAUAGUAUUAUACAAGUAUUAAAAAACAAAUUUUACAAUUUAGUAAAUUAUAAAUUAAAUGAGCACAAUGUUUAAAAAUACUUAUUAACACAAUGUACUUUAAUUUGAUGAGUAUAAGUGACCGAUGUGUAACCUAUUAUGUAUAAAAUGGAUAGCACGUUGCAAUCUAAUUUGAUCUGGAAAUUUUCCUCGUACCGUCCGAAGACAAACUUAUUCCAAAUACUAUUUAUAUUUGCAAAAUUAUAAAUAACGUUGAAUAAAACAACAGACAAUACGUCCUAACAUAUUUUGUCUUUAGGUGUUCAUGUGGAAUAUUAUAGCUGUCAUGGCAUAAAUGAUUUAUGACAGCCGAGCACAGCAGUGAUAUCCUGUAAGAACUCACUUUAUUGUUCACCCGCAAAAUGGUCGCAACCGACUUAUCGUGAUAUACUAUUUUGAUGCGUGUAUACUUGAAAUCAUAUAAUAAUUAUGGUCAAUGUCGCAUAUCACCUUCUGACAUUUCUGCGGCGAGUUUCGAGUUUGUUCUUAAAGAAUAAAGCUACUGAUAACAAAUAUCUACAUUUAUUUAAUGAAGGCCGUGACCACUGAUAUGACCACGACAUUGCAACUCUGUGUAACGUGUUGUGCAAUGUCGAGUUAUCUGCGCCUGCGCUUCAUAAUCAACUGCACUUUUUUACGUGUACGUGUGUUUCUUUACAUACAUUCUGAUUCUCCAUUUUUAUUGCUAAUUUCUACUAUAAUACUGCGAACACACUAUGUUACCAACACAAACACACAUGUUAAAGGUGUCACAAAAAAAGGUAUGACGAUAAUUGUGUAUUGUAGAUAGUACGCGUACCGUUUAAAGUUUACAAACUGACUUCCAUUUAUAAAUGUAUUUAUAAUAACUUUAUUGCUCACAUUUAUUCAAAAAUUAAGUGAUAAAUAAAUGCUCAAAUAAAAUGAACUCAAAUGUCCGUCCAUUACGUGGGAAAAUUGUAGUUGAGAACUGUAACCCUAUUCCAAUCGAAGGAGUAAAGAUAAACAAAUUAGAUUUACAAUACAAUGCGAUUUGCUAAUUGUUCUGCUGUGUUAUGCACUACGAACAGUUCUUGAUUAAUUUACAUAUAUUUAUACAAUAUCAUUCCACUUAACUAGUUAUAACCACUUUUAUUUAACUUCCAAAGAUAACAACUUCGCGGAUAUUAGAAACGCCAUUUUCCCGCGAAUCCAUAGUCAAUAUCAUAGACUAUUCAAGAUCUCGACCAAUGUCGCGUCAAUUAAAUGUCAAAGUCGUUUAUUUGUCUUUACUUUUCUUGUGGUUGGAAUGGGCUGUAGAAUGUUUUAUUUAUAGUUGCUAAGUCUUAGUUAAGUGAUAAGGCUGAACUUUAGCGGUAAAUAUAUAAAAAGUUAAAUACAUUUAUGUAAAACGUUAUUUUUAUGGAGUUGAUUAAAACGUGGCUCGUAACGAAUGUCUUGUAGUAUUAACCUGAAUCAGAUAAUUGUUUAUUUAAAUCAUUUAUAAUGAACUUUGAAAAUCUACUAAAUAAUUUUAAUUUUACUUUAAAGCGUUGGGUCUUUUUUUAUUGUAUUAGAUUAAAAAAAAAAUGAAUUCGAUUAAAAAAAAUAAUGAAUCAUUUUAGAAAAAUAUGUCUUGAAUGUAUUUCUUUUGUUGUGUUUUAAUUAUUAGUGCCAUUAAGUUAAGUCUUUUGUAAUUAUUUUUCCACAGUAACUAAUAUUUAUAUUUUGUAUUUUUUAUUGUAAUU